Messenger RNA from Prunus dulcis (almond), 747 nucleotides. RefSeq names its product mitochondrial pyruvate carrier 4-like. Lineage: Eukaryota; Viridiplantae; Streptophyta; Magnoliopsida; Rosales; Rosaceae. The transcript has 5 exons. Bases 221 to 550 code for a protein of 109 amino acids. Gene Ontology annotation, biological process: pyruvate import into mitochondria. Gene Ontology annotation, cellular component: mitochondrial inner membrane. The record is from RefSeq and is a predicted model, not a curated record.
CCACAAUAAUAGAAAGCCAGGAUCUUACCUUUAUGUUUUCUUUUUCCUUUGUUUAAAUAUUUUUUUUGUCGGAUUCCUUUAUGUAAAUAUUAGUCGAAACUCAGAAUUAUUGGGAGGAACGAUAUAUAAAUAUCAACAAAUAUAAUCCUUUUUUCUCUUCUUCCUCAGUUUUGCUACUUUAUCCAACCUAGGAGCUGUGAAGGGGGAAGAAUUUGAUAUCAUGGCAAAUUCUAAGCUGCAAGCAAUUUGGAACCACCCAGCCGGCCCAAAAACUAUUCAUUUUUGGGCCCCAACUUUUAAAUGGGGUCUAACCAUUGCAAAUAUUCUUGACUCCUCAAAACCACCUGAGGACUUAUCGUAUGCUCAGCAAUCAGUCCUUGCAUGCAGUGGACUUAUAUGGGCAAGAUACAGCACAUUAAUUAAACCAAAGAACUGGAAUCUUGUCAGUGUCAAUCUUGGGAUGUCUCUAACUGCCCUGUUUCAACUGUCACGUAAAAUUCAGCAUGACUCAUCUGCCAAAAACCAGCAAGCUUCUGCAGAAGAAGAAUAAAGACAAUUUCACUUCAACUAAUUGUAUAUUAACUUGGCAUGCUGGUUUCUAGCUAGACAGACUCUUGUUCUAGUCAUGUAAAAUUAUUAUUCCUUACAGUAAAACAUAAUCUUUCUCAUGGAUUAUUGUUGGAUUAUGUUUGAACCUCAUGGUUCAAUUGAGGCCAAUGAAAAAUUUAACCUCAUCGAUUGCUUCUU